CAUCUGUAAAAAUGACUGAUUUAUAACAAUAACUGAUUUAUUAGUGAUUGUUGAGGAAAACUAAUAAUUCAAACCUGGUUGGGUACGACUGCUAUGCUUUCGUUCGCUAUCUACAGGACACGAGAACAAAUCGAUUCUUUGGCGGUGCGAGACAGUCUCACUACCACUGGUCCCUUUGAGAUCUCGACAUGGCCUGACGAGCCUGCUCUCGGCCAAUAGGAGGCAAAAUUGCUAAGAAAUAAAUCCAUUUAAUACUUAAACGGAAAGGAUACCACAACGAAAGUUUAAUUACUCCUCGAGUAUUAUAUUCUGACUUGGAACUUAAUUCAAAUUUACUGUCGCUGGCACUAGCCAGAAAAACCGGUCACGGACAUCGUAUUGCUGCAUGGGAGAGACCACAGACUUAACGACGUUCACGGCAUUUAUCAAACAAAGAUGUACCGAAUCAUUGUGCAGCAUUUGCGCAUACAAAGUAAAGCAAAUGUAAAGCAAAUCUUGGAUGCUGCACUAUUUACCAUAAACACAAAUCUUUGGCUGGGACAUGCCACCAUCCAGUUUACCCAGAAGAAGAAGCCCAUAAUACAAACCGAGCAGCUACAUCUGGCAUGUAAGUUAAUAAGUGAACAAUACGAAUAUGAAUUACCGAAAGGAUUAGCAAAUUUUAACGAUCACGCGGUUAAAAAGUUAUUAGAAAUCGAUUUUGUCAUCGCGCAAAAUUUAUUAAUUUUACAUGUUGAAAUACCGUUAACCGACAAGACCACUUAUCAAAUAUACAAAAUAGACACAGUGCCCGUAUUUAUACGAAACAGCAGCGAUGCGGUAUUAAUUAAGCCUGUUGAUGACUAUAUUGCUAUUCAAAAACCCGGAUCUUUUGUUCACGUUUUUCUAUCACAACACGAAAUUAGCAAAUGUAAGAAAUUUCAUUACACUAAAUUAUGUUCAAUAAACACACACUUAACGAAUACUCCAGACUGCGAAAGAACAACUAAUCCUAGCGAUUGGAUUUACUCGGCGAGUAAAAAAAUCACAGGUCUAUUCACCUGUAGAGGACAUCAGUUUCUGAUUAAUUUUGAAGGUAUUGGUAAAUUACAAAUGCUGGCUGAAUGUGCUAUAGCAGUACGACACCAAACAUAUCUAGGAUUAACGCCAGCAAGAAUCGAAACUAGCUUGACAAUUUUUUCUGAAACAGGAUUACUUAACAUUGAAUUGCCGGUAAUGACCAGUAACGUUGAAACAAAAAUUAUUUAUAUUAACGAUCCCCAUUGCAUAUACAAAAAUAACCUAUGUAAUCAAUCAUCAUAUUGUACCCACUAACUGUUUAUGUUUAACAUUAGUAUAGAAAAACACAUGUAAGAGAAAACUUAUGUAAUCAAUCAUCAUGUUGUACCCAUGAAUUAUCUACAUCUAACAUUAGUAAGAAAAUGCAUGAAACAGAUGGAAUACGUGGUAGGUUAAGAUAUUUGUAUAAGCUUAAACAAGGGGAAAAACCCUAUUAAUUAACUAAUAUAUCGUAAGGCAUCAAUUAUCAUAUGUAAUCUGAUUAACAAACUGCGUAUCAAUGAGAUGCAACUAUAUAAGACUGCCUAGUUUCUAUGUAUAAAGACCUCGGCACAGUCGUUUCACCCCGUUCUUAACACAAAAUGAUACAAUACUAUAACAUAGUUGAUCAAAUACUAUAGCAUAGUUGAUAUAAGACAAUUUUUUCUAAGAAUAAUUAGGUAUAAGUAAUUUAGUUAGUAUUAAGUAAGUAAUAAUAAUAAUGAUAGUAAUGCUUAUGAAGAGGACGAUAAUAAUCAUCACUAAUGGUAUAUUAUAUAUUGUUUUUUCUUGUAUUUUUUCUUUUCAGCAUACGAAUAGUAUGACUUCAGAGACAUUAAGUCCUCUGAAGGUUAACUAUACACAACUUCUUAUAUUACAAACGGAACAUUCUAGAGACAUUACGUCUUUGGAGAAAGUUCUAGUUAAGACGAGUAUCUCAAACAGUAAUACGUCUGUUUAAGUGUAAAUCUUGAAACACUUUUUAAAACAAAAGCAAAUAUAAACUUUCUUUUCAGGUAUAAUAUCCUUGGCUACAAUAAGUUGGCCAAGGACGAAAUACUAAGACAUCGCUCCUCAUAUUUACUUCUUUAUAGUAUAGUACAAUAUCAGAGGCAAUAAGUCCUUUGAAAAUUAACUGUACUAUACAAUUUUUGUUACACACUAGAAUAAUUUAAGGACACUGCGUCAUUGAAGAAAAUUCUAGAGAAGGAGAGUAUCUUAAACAGUAAUACGUCUGUUUAAGAGAAAGACCUAAAAUAAAAUUCAAACAUAAGAUUUCCUUUUAGGUAUAUUAGACUUGGCCACAAUAUGUUAGCCAAGUACGAAAUACUGAGAAAUAACAUAUAAAUUGAAUUUUAAAUAUAGAAGAAAUUCAAAUACCACGACAUCCUGGACCAUUAAAAAAUAAUUUAAAAAGAACUCAGUCGGAGCGUUUCAACUUGCUUCUCUUCUUGCUGGUUGUUGAAUAAGUCUUCAUCAGAUGCUGUCAGUUGGCUCGCAGGAUUUUUCUUCCCCGGAUAGAAAAAAUUUGAUGCUUUCGCUCUUGAAUAAGUCUUUAUAUUUGUACCAUUGUUGCCGGUGGUCUGUUUUGGCUGUGUUUGUAUCCGAGAUCGUUCUUGUGUCUGGGUUUGAUUUUUAAGCGACUCCUUGCUCGAGUAGCUUGCCUUAUUGCUUUCAAUUGUUUCUAAACCUUUAGAUACUACAUUAUUAAUACUGGGAAAGUCAGUUCUGUUCAAUCUUAGAGCUCUCCUAUUUCCAAAAAUUAGGCUGUGCCUCAAAAUAUGACAAAUUUUCAAAGGCGAUUUUUUUACAUAAUAAUCUAUUCUUUUCAUAAAUAUUAUAUUGAGUUUCAAUGUACUUGUGGUUGCCUUUACAGUUUGCGUAUCUAGGAGUCAAACCAUUACAAUUCUCGCCGUGGACCUCUCCACAUAUACAACAACAUUUUUGAUUUCUGCAGGUCUUAGCCAUAUGUCCAAAUUUGGAGCAGUUAUAACACUGCAUAGGGCUUUAAACGUAUGAAUCAAUUUUCGUUUUGACAAGGCAGAUGCUGACAUCUUUAGGAAGCGAGUCACCUUUGAAACAAACUAUAAUACCGAUGUAGUAGGUAUUCACUUAUCAUCAUCAUUUAUAGGUCGAGGGUUCUUUUUGUUCAUUCUUCUAACAACAAUAUUCCCGUGUUAGGAGAAUUUAAUUCUGUUUUCAGUUCCUCUAUUGACAUG
This is a messenger RNA of Nasonia vitripennis (jewel wasp), 3257 nucleotides long. RefSeq lists its product as uncharacterized. The coding region runs from base 436 to 1314 and encodes 292 amino acids. Lineage: Eukaryota; Metazoa; Arthropoda; Insecta; Hymenoptera; Pteromalidae. The record is from RefSeq and is a predicted model, not a curated record. The transcript is spliced from 2 exons.